AUGAAGCAAGCAGCACCAUCUAGUCUGGUCAUUCUUGGAGCAGGAAGAAAGGUUUUCUUCAAUUCUACGGAAUAUGAUGAAGAAUGCAAGAAAGGUGCAAGAAUCGAUGGGCUCAACUUGAUAAAUGUCUGGCAAGCAAUGAAGAAUAAUACUAAUGCUAGUUAUGUUUGGAACAGAUCCCAGCUUUUAGCGGUUGAAACUAACUCUACUGAUUACUUGUUAGGCCUAUUCGAUAAUGAACAAAUGCCGUACUGGCUCAACCGCUCUGAACCCAACUCAACAAAGCCAAAUCUGACGGAGAUGGUAACGGUUGCUUUGAAAAUACUUUCAAAAGCGCCCAAAGGUUUUGUGCUGCUUGUUGAAGGUGGCCGCAUUGACCAUGCCCAUCAUGCUAACCGUGCAAAGCUUGCCCUUCAGGAGACGCUCGAAUUCGAUGAGGCCGUCACAAGACAGUGAGAAGUCUUCCUGAAAAUGAAACCCUCUACGUUGUGACAGCAGAUCAUUCGCAUACGAUGAGUAUAGCAGGCCAACCCGAGUCGGGGAA
Molecule: messenger RNA, 544 nt
Organism: Rhipicephalus microplus (southern cattle tick)
Lineage: Eukaryota; Metazoa; Arthropoda; Arachnida; Ixodida; Ixodidae
Product: alkaline phosphatase, tissue-nonspecific isozyme-like
Biological process (GO): dephosphorylation
Molecular function (GO): alkaline phosphatase activity
Source: RefSeq, a predicted model, not a curated record